GUGUCGGUCACGUGACACCGCUGUCCGGUGUGUCCUCGCCGGGCAACCGUCCUAGAGACUGACAACACCGUCUGCCGCGGCAUGAACGUGAUCUACCCUCUGGCGGUGCCCAAGGGGCGCCGGCUGUGCUGUGAGGUGUGCGAAGCCCCGGCCGAGCGGGUGUGCGGGGCCUGCACAGUCACUUAUUACUGUGGUGUGGUUCAUCAAAGAGCUGAUUGGGGCAGCAUCCACGAGAAGAUAUGUCAGCUCCUGAUUCCCCUGCGCACCUCCAUGCCCUUCUACAACUCGGAGGAAGAACGGCAGCAUGGCCUGCAGCAGCUGCAGCAGCGUCAGAAGCAUUUGAUUGAACUCUGCUACACCGUUGCCCAGAAAUACAUCUUUGAAGGAAAACAUGAAGAUGCUGUCCCGGCAGCUUUGCACUCUCUUCGCUUUCGCAUGAAUGUGCACGGCCUGAGUUCAGUUGAGCUGGUGCCUGCUUACUUGCUGUUGGCCGAAGCCAGCCUUGGUCUGGGCCGGGUCGUCCAGGCUGAGGAAUAUCUAUCCCAAGCUCAGUGGACAGUCCUCAAAUCAACCGAAUGUAGUUAUGCCAUCCACUCCUUACUGCAUCGGAACCUGGGACUUCUCUACAUGGCUAAGGAAAACUACGAUGAAGCCCGCUAUCAUCUGGCCAAUGAUAUUUAUUUUGCCAGUUGUGCAUUUGGAACAGAGCACAUCAGAGCCUCAGGUGGCUACUUCCACCUGGCCAACAUCUUCAAUGGCCUUAAAAAGUUGGACCUGGCAGACACAUUGUACACCAAAGUCUCUGAGAUCUGGAACAAAUAUUUGAACGAUCACUAUCAAGUCCUCUCACAGGCUCGCAUCCAACAAAUAGAUCUACUGGGCAAAAGAUUUGAGACUGACACUGGCUUGGAUGGGCAAACUGAGACAGAGGAAUCAAAGAGAUUUGGCCAGUGUUGUGAAAAAUUCAGGUCCCUAGCAUCACCCAUGGGCUUCCCAGGUGACACUAAUGAUGAAGCCCAGGAAGCAGAAGCUAUUCAGAUCCUGACUUCAAUCUUGAACGUUCGAGAAUCUACAUCUAACAAAGCCCCCCAAAAAACAAUCUUUGUUCUCAAAAUUCUGUUCAUGCUUUACUUCCUGAUGAUGAAUUCUUCAAAGGCAAAGGAAUAUGCCUUGAGAGCCCUCCACCUAGCCAAAAAACAGAAGCUCAGUGUCCAGGAACAAGACACCAUUCAGGGUUUACUAAACCUCAUCUCAGUUAAGGAAGCUCAACCCAUUACUUAGUGACCCAUGAGCUCUGCAUCAGGGACGACUGAGCAUCUAAAGUAUUUCAGCCUUGCACAGGGGCAUUGAGGUGCUAUGAAUUGCUGAAGUACCCACCCCGUUCCCCUGGGAUUGCACUUGUAGCUGUGUUUUUAUUGUUACACAGCAUAUGUUGGGGGAAUGUAGAGCUUUUGGCACAGAGAUCAGUAAAACUCUUGCUUAUUA
Molecule: messenger RNA, 1485 nt
Organism: Dama dama (fallow deer)
Lineage: Eukaryota; Metazoa; Chordata; Mammalia; Artiodactyla; Cervidae
Gene: ZMYND12
Product: zinc finger MYND-type containing 12
Exons: 9
Coding region: 82-1281 (399 amino acids)
Molecular function (GO): protein binding
Source: RefSeq, a predicted model, not a curated record